Ogataea philodendri is the source of this 840-nucleotide messenger RNA. RefSeq lists its product as uncharacterized. Bases 1 to 840 code for a protein of 279 amino acids. NCBI's taxonomy places the organism in Eukaryota, Fungi, Ascomycota, Pichiomycetes, Pichiales, Pichiaceae. The record is from RefSeq and is a predicted model, not a curated record. The transcript is spliced from 3 exons.
AUGCUCCGUUCCUGCACUUCAAAGUUGGCGCUGCGCGAAAACUUGGCCAGCCACGAGAUCAACGUCUCGCACACCUCAGCCACAUGGUCGCGGUCGUCCCUGUCCCACGAACGUCCCAAUGACAAACAGUACUUGCCAAACAGUUUCGCCAUGGCCUGGAUGUAUAUGCCCAUGGUUGGGUCGUUCAACUCUUGUAGAGAUGUAUUCUGUGUAGUACUCGCCAACGAGCCAGAUGAAGUUCUGCAGCCCGCCUUUCAGGCCCAGCAGCCGCGUGUUGUCCAGGACAAGAUCCAGACACUUUUGCACCAAUCGACUGCGAAUACUGGGCACCUUGAGUCCCACGUACAUGAACUGGCUGCUAACGAGCUCCUCCACGCCCGCAAGCCGGUUUUCUGUGUUGAUGUUGAGGAUAUCGUUCAAAACACCCAGAUACCACUGGAAGUUGGGCACGUGUUCGUAGUUCUCGGCAGCACAAACCUGGAUGAUCUUGGUGAUCACCAGCAUCUUGUACUUGUCGGUGACGGCGAGCGCUGGACCAGCAGCCGCGUCACUAUAGGGACGAUGUUUCUGUCUGUGACGAGCGAGUCGAUCAGCUCGAGCGCCUUUUCGCGGAUCGUUGGGUCUGGGUCGAACAUCGAGUCCAUAAUGACGUUUUCGUGCUUCUUGAUCAGGUCCUUGUGGAUCUUGCACGUUUUUAUGAAAGCCAACAGUCCCACGUACUUGAGGUCCUGGUCGUCGUUCUUGAUGAAGCCUAGCAGCUUGUUGAUGAUCAGCUUGGCCACACGUGUGUCUUCUGGGGCCAACAUCUGGCCGUUAUGGAUGCAAUUGAUGGACUCGUAA